AUGGCUGACCUAGCAAAAACCGCAUGUUGUCGGUGUCGCGAGCAAAAGCUCAGAUGUUCACGUGAAAUUCCCAGCUGCUCCAGAUGCACGAGACUUGGUGCUGUUUGCGAGUUCCCAAAGCCACCGGAUCGCAAAGUUCUGGCCGCAUUUCGAGCCCAACCCAAAAAGAGGAAAUUAGAACAUCCUCCUUCAGAGCUUCAGCGCAGCAACAAUGAUACAUCGCCCGCCAGCUCUGGUUCGCCAGCACACUCAUUUCAUCCCAGUGCUAAAGACUACGAUGCCUCUUCUACCAGUGGCAAGCAAGACAUUCAAUUGUCAACCCCAGUCCAAGAACUCCUCCAGGAGGUCUACUUUACUUGCAUGUUCAACUCUACCCUGAUCUUUCAUCGACCCACCUUUUCGAGGGGUUUCGAGGAGAAGAAACUCCCUCGCUAUCUGCUUCUUGCGAUGUAUGCUUCUGCCACAACCUUUUUGCCAUCGUCGUCAUCUCUGGCCAAGCGCCAUGCUAGCCUUCUCCGACCUCUAGGUGAUAUACAAGCUAUGGGUAGGCAAUGGGCUCUUCAGGCUGGGAAAGAAGUUCUGCAAGAUAUCGAUCAACCCUGUUUCGAAAGCGUUCAGACUUGCGAAGUCCUUACGCUAUAUUGGUUUUCUGCCGGUGACUCGAUGCGAAAUACAAUGUUCCUAGGAAUUGCCUAUAUGACAGCCUGCACUUUGGGCCUCGAUUUCAGAAAUUCAACACCCUCUCUACCAGCGGCAGAUUCCAACAGGGCACCUGACGAGGAGUGGCUCGAUGCAGAGAAGAUGCGACGUUGCUUCUGGGCUGUAUGGUUCACACAGUGUAUCAAUGCAGACCACACCUCCAUGAGGUCCUACUAUAUCGAUCGUAUUAUGGACUUGCCUCUUCCUAUCGACGAAACUUACUUCAGUCAGAGAGUGCGACCACAGUCAUACACGUUUGCCAACGUGCUCAAUCGAUCGACCAGUGUAGAGCCCAGGCACCCUGAUAAUACGAGUAUAAUGGCGGAGCUCAUGAUUUUAAUCCUACACUGGUCCAAGAUACGGGAUCUCAUUCGAGCGACCAAUCGUAUUCCAAUAAAAGACUGGCUGGCAGACCUAUUUGAGCUAGAAGGCCGUCUCUCAAAGUGGUACGAACAAGCAUCACCAUCAUUUGGAUACUCAAGGAGAAAUCUUUAUGAGCAGCUUGUUAUCAAUCAGCAGCCAGUAUACAUCUUCAUUCACGCCUUGUACCACCAGUGUCGGCUAGUUCUACAUUCAUCGCUGGUACCACAAUUCAGUGGUCUUCAGUUCGAUGAAAGACCCCCCUCUGAAGUCACCAGCCUCAGUGCUCGCAUUGCACUCAAAAGUACCCAAGCCCUCUCAGCGUUGAGUGCAGAUCUCAUCGCACUGGACUGGAACCCUGGUCAGAUCCCUGCCUUUGUCGGAUACUGCAUGUACGUGUCCGCUUCUAUCAACAUUGCUCUCCUCUACGCUCGAGAUGCAACUCUUGCCGUGGUGGCACGUUCCAACCUCAUCUCCAAUGUCAGACUACUCAAGCUGAUGAAGUUGUACUGGACAAACCUGGAGCGACUUUGGGUCCGAGUUAACGUGCUUUAUGGGACACAGCUGUCCAGGCACCGGAACAUGGCAACCGACGGACCAGCCUGGACCGCCGAUUCAGAGACUGCCCUCAGCGAUCUAGACCGAAUCGCCGCCGAGAGUAGAGACACGGGGCAGCUGACUGAACCACUCGCUCAUUCGGUGUUGGAAUAUGGCCUUCGAAAGCUGACCCCAAGCACAAAGACCGAUACUAAUGCAGGUCGAGACCAAGAAAGAUCCUCAUACCCUGACGACUUGGCGAAACUGAUGGACGAGUCCCUUGACAUUCCAUUGGCUCCAGCGAGUGCGACACCCACUCACCCAUUUGCAGCUGGAGUAGAUCAGGGCCAGCCCAGCGGCUCUCUAGGCCAGCCGCUUAAUGGGGACAGCUGGGACAGGGCCAGAACUCCCGUGUUUCCAUUUCUACAAGGCAACGAGUAUGACUCUUGGCAAUUCAACUUGAACAGCAUUCAAGACCCCACGAUGCCAUAUGAUGACUUCCUCGGCAUAGACUUCAGCUUCUGA
This is a messenger RNA of Exophiala mesophila, 2121 nucleotides long. RefSeq lists its product as uncharacterized. The record is from RefSeq and is a predicted model, not a curated record. The transcript is spliced from 7 exons. Gene Ontology annotation, cellular component: nucleus. Gene Ontology annotation, biological process: DNA-templated transcription; regulation of DNA-templated transcription. Bases 1 to 2121 code for a protein of 706 amino acids. Lineage: Eukaryota; Fungi; Ascomycota; Eurotiomycetes; Chaetothyriales; Herpotrichiellaceae. Gene Ontology annotation, molecular function: DNA-binding transcription factor activity, RNA polymerase II-specific; zinc ion binding; DNA binding.